GGGCAGCUGUGUAGUCUAAUGUCUUCUGAAUGAUUAAAUAGCUAGUGUGCGAAUCAUGCUAUGAAGUAGACCUACAGUAGGCUAUUGCAGGGUAGAAGAUAAUGGGUGUGGCUGAGUCUAGGCAGUUUUCAAAUGUUUUGGUAACAUGACAUCGGGUAGCAAACUGGUCUCGAAGCGACUGGAGGGAGAGAAACUAAUUGCGGAGGUGUUAGAGCUAUGGAGUAGACCUAUCACAAAUUUGAUAUUUUGAGGAGAAAGUUGGCCUAUGCUGAAAAUAUUAUAAGAUCAAAAGUUGACCUUUCGUGUAGGCUACGGUCUAUGGAAUCAAGUUGGAUUACAUAAUUAGCUUGACUUCAUCCUUUGGAUAUGAAGGCAUCAUUUCGUAUGGGUGCACCGUGACAUAGGCCUACAGUAAACAUUACAAGUUCUAUAUGGAAAACACUUGAAAGAAUGUCAGGCUGUAGUUGGAACGGGAUUAGUAUUAAAUCAUCAUCUGUCUUCCAGAAAGCCAUCAUCACUGGCAGAUAGUGUAUCCAGUGGUGUGCGUGUUGAAUGGGCUGUUGUACAAAGUCAGACCAUGCAGCAUGAGCAUUUGUUCAAAGUUCUCGUUAUAGGCGACCUUGGGGUCGGAAAAACGUCAAUCAUCAAGCGUUAUGUCCAUCAGAUCUUUUCUCAACAUUAUCGCGCAACUAUUGGUGUCGAUUUUGCGCUCAAGGUUCUGCACUGGGACAGUGACACCGUUAUACGACUACAGCUUUGGGAUAUUGCCGGUAUGUCAAACCAGUCCAUUUUACUUUAAUAUUUUACUUUAUAUGUCCAUUCAUUGUAAUACAAGUGGUUUGGAUGAUACGUCAGACUUUAUUAAAGUUUAGCAUUUUGUGUAAAAUCAUAUUUAUGUUUCCAACAACUCAAUAGGCUUAUCAAUGAAUUAUCACACUUUUAUGAUAAUUAUAUUUAGUCUUAUCCAUAGAUAGCCAAUGUUUCAUUAAUCAUCCUAAUGAACGGUGUACAGUAUUUCUCCCUAUGGUAUUUCAUGUGCACUGUGGAGGAAUGUGUCUUGUGUUGGGCUCAGCUUGUCUCAUGCUCAUAUUAUAGUCACAUGAGCACAGCAGUUACUGCCAGCAGUCUCUCUCUCUCUGUAAUAUGAAAAACCUGACCAGUUUUUGGAUUGUGCCAUAUCAUAAUGCAAUAUAAUUAGAUAGUUAAGUACAUAUAAUUAAAGUAUAGAUACACCAGUGCUAUGUGCCUCUGACCCUGAUGUGUGCUGUUCUUGUAUUUGUUUGUCCCAGGACAAGAACGCUAUGGGAAUAUGACUCGUGUGUAUUAUCGGGAGGCAGUGGGAGCUCUGGUGGUGUUUGACGUGACCCGCGCCUCCACAUUUGAUGCCGUACUCAAGUGGAAGGACGAUCUGGACACUAAGGUCACCCUGAGUCAUGGCAAACCUGUCCCAGCUGUGCUGCUGGCCAACAAGUCUGAUCAAGUCUGCUCCCAGCAGCCCAAACUGGACACAUUCUGUCGGGAAAAUGGAUUUGUGGGAUGGUUUGAGACGUCAGCCAAGGUGAGGAAGAAAGAUACUGAGACAGAUAGGGAAAGGCUUCAGCUUAUUCCUCAAGCGUAGUCUGUAGUCCUAGCCCCUCCCAACUGCUGCCUGUGGGCUGCUCUAUGACUGGCUAGAAAGUCUAGUGUUGCCCUAAAAUACAUCAUGUCUGAUCACUUGCAAUGGAGUGUGUGUGUGUGUGUGUGUGUGUGUGACAGACAAGCCUCACAAUCUCAAUGAUUCUAAACACAUUCCAACGACUCCUGCUGGGGAACUUUCUAGCCGCUAACAUUUGACAGUCUUGGCCCUAUGGAAGAUCCCUAUGUAGAAUGGUCUCUAUUGUAAAGAACACACAUUUGACAACAGCCUUUGAUUGUCAGCUUGGGUUACCUUAAAGUGUUUAAUGAAAUGCAUUCACACUCAGCUGAUAAAUACAUGAGAUCAGUUGGAAUGAAAUAUUAGCAUACCCCGAGGUAUAUGACAAGGACACAGGCUAAUUAGCCGAGGGGAAUAUGAACAGGAACGUGUGAAAUGGUCCAGCAGGCUGUGGAAGGUGUGUUCCCUUCUCACAGACUGAACCUGAAAGGAUGGGGACACUCACAGCCACUCUCUAAUGAGUUACUCAGUUGGGUGUGAAGGCUGAUUGGAUGAAUAUGUCACUGGGGCCUACCCAGCGGAUAGCUUACAUUAAUAAUGAUGAGAGAUUAGCACAAUCCUUCUGCCUGAGGUAAGAGGAUUUUGAAUCCUGAGCAGAUCUGGCCUGGGAAUACUCCCCAUCUGAGAUCAUUCUGAGAUCUAAUUGUCAUCUAGCUGUACAUGAUUUUGUUCUUGUUUUAUCUUGUAGGAGAACACUAACAUUGAAGCGGCAGCGAGAUGUCUGGUUGAACAUAUCCUGACCAAUGAAGAGAGCACAGUCUUGGAUUCAGACCCAGACGUGCAGGUUCUGCCUGGGUUCAACAACAGUGUUAAAGAAAGAGUUCGCUGUGGAUCAUGUAACAAAUUCUGACCCAUCAAAGAGAAUAGAGAAAAAGGAAGAUCUUCAAGGGUUUGAAUGUGUCUCUCUGUAGUCUGUCGGACUGUUCCAAUUAAAGAACAUCUUCAAGGGAAGCCGAAAGGGGCCAUGGAAAAAAUAUAUUAUGAGAGAGAUGUGGUGUAUUUCUCUAUGUGGAUUUAUGAUCAUGUUUGUGUGAGAAAUGGAAAAAUAGUAAUAUAAUGAGUGGAACAUAUUUAUUUUCACAGGAAAUACGUUAUUGUAACUCCUUGGAGUGAACAACCGCUAUACAUUGUGAAAGCAGGGCUCUCCCUCAUUUCAGUCCCUCAGACAACUAAAUGACAAAGCAGAGAAUUUCAGCAACGAGAUGACAGUCAGAUUAUGAUGUCUACAGUCAUAUAACCAAGGAUAUCUGACUGUGUGAUAUAAAGAUGUUGUUAUGAUUGACAUCAGACUGAUACAAAAGGGGUGUUUCUGUUCAUAGGAGGGGGACAACACUGUCACAGUGCUUUGCCUGAUAUUUACUGUACAUGCAGUAUAGGCCUAUAGCUUUAACUGAAUUAAAAUGGCUUUUAAUGUGUGGUUCA
Molecule: messenger RNA, 3115 nt
Organism: Coregonus sp. 'balchen'
Lineage: Eukaryota; Metazoa; Chordata; Actinopteri; Salmoniformes; Salmonidae
Source: the annotation of a GenBank genome assembly